Molecule: messenger RNA, 5483 nt
Organism: Anarrhichthys ocellatus (wolf-eel)
Lineage: Eukaryota; Metazoa; Chordata; Actinopteri; Perciformes; Anarhichadidae
Product: glutamate receptor-interacting protein 2-like
Exons: 24
Coding region: 524-3766 (1080 amino acids)
Biological process (GO): neurotransmitter receptor transport, endosome to postsynaptic membrane
Molecular function (GO): protein binding
Source: RefSeq, a predicted model, not a curated record
AGAGCAAACACUCACUCCGGCUCUAGAGAGGAGGAGGUUGUGUGUGAGCUCGUGUGAGUGUAUGAACAGAGGAUGAUAAACCCUCUGGAAAGAAAAGGACGACCGAUUAGUGAGAACAGCUCAAAAAUGGAACCACGUCUGGACGGCAAGAAGAGGACAUGAACCACUGCUGCUUUGGAUUUUAUAGAUUAAAAACAAGCUUGUUAGAUUUAGAUAUUUGAGGACUGAGACGAACCCUUGACACCUUGUGUGUGCGUGUGUGUGUGUGUGUGUCACACCAAGUUUAAAUAGAGAGCGGAACUAUAGAGACCGUCUGAGGGUCAGAAUUUGCCAUCUGGAGCUCAAUUCCUCACUUUUUUUUUUUUCUUUCUAAACGGGGGACAAAGGUUAAGGAAAUGUUUGGGCGAGGAGGGGAUGAAGAAACGAUGACGGUGUUCCAUCUGAGCGGCUGAGACUCUUUGACCUCCACUCCUAGAGAUCAGCGAGGUUACUGGGCGGAGCUGACGGAGAAAAAACUACAGCCAUGCUGUGUGGUCUGAGGAGAGACACCAAGAACAGCAUUGAUGAAGGGCCGUACUCGAAGGGGGGCAAGGAGUCCGGGGCAGCUGACCAAUCACAUUCAUCCUGCAGGCGCAGCUUCUCAGCAGAGGAGCACCGAGGAGUGACCACGGUGGACCUGAUGAAAAGGGAAGGCAGCAGCCUCGGCCUCACCAUCUCCGGAGGCUCCGACAAGGACGGAAAGCCCCGGGUAUCGAACCUACGGCCAGGUGGGCUGGCGGCCAGGAGUGACCAGCUGAAUGUGGGAGACUACAUCAAGUCAGUGAACGGCAUCAACCUGUCGAAGCUUCGCCACGAUGAGAUCAUCAGCCUGCUGAAGAACAUCGGGGAGCGAGUGGUGCUGGAGGUGGAGUACGAGCUGCCUCCGUUCGUCCAGAACCCAUCAGGACUCUUAACCAAAACCAUAGAGGUGUGUUUACACAAGGAGGGAAACAGCUUUGGAUUUGUCAUGAGAGGAGGCUUCCACGAGGACUGGCGGAGGUCUCGUCCUCUGGUGGUUACGUACGUGCGGCCCGGAGGUCCUGCUGACAGAGAGGGCACUUUGAAGGCCGGAGACCGAGUGUUGAGCGUAGACGGGAUGCCUUUAAACCGGGAGAAGCACGCUGACGCUUUGACCAUGCUGAUGCAGAGCAGCCAGGAAGCUCUGUUCCUGAUCGAGUAUGACGUCUCUGUCAUGGACGCAGUACAACAAGCCUCGGGCCCUCUGCUGGUGGAGAUAGUGAAAGGCCCGUCAGCCAGCCUGGGGAUCAGCCUCACCACAACAAUAUACAGGAGCAAACAAGUUAUUAUUAUUGACAAGAUAAAGGCAGCCAGCGUGGUGGAAAGAUGUGGAGCGCUGCACGCAGGUGACAUCCUUCUGUCGAUAGACGGGACCAGCACAGAGCACUGCUCUCUGAUGGAGGCCACGCAGCUACUUGCCAGCACUUGUGACGUUGUAAAGCUGGAGAUUCUCCCGGCCAGUCAGGGCAGACUUCCUGUCAGGCCGCAAGACACAGUAAAAGUGCAGAAGAGCAACCAUCAUCACUGGGACCAAAGCGGCAACUACUGCCAUCCCCCACAUGCCAGCCACGGCAAGACAUGGAGCAGCCCGAGCCACCCACACAACCAGCAGGACCACUGCAAAUCUCUGGUGAGCGGUGGCUUCUCCCCUUCCUCCACAGCCACCUCUGGCUUCAGCAGCCAGGGGAGCAACACGCUGCCCUGCCCCAUCCCUCCGGUCGCCCCCACCAGCCCCCGCGGCUCCACGGGCAAGAGGAGGAACAGGAAGAAGGACCACAAGAGCUCACUAUCUCUGGCGUCCAGCUCUGUCGGCCCAGGGGGGCAGGUUUUUCAUGUGGAAACAAGCGAUGUCUUCCUGAGGGGGGAUCCGCUCACAGGUUUUGGGAUCCAGCUGCAGGGGGGUGUCUUUGCCACAGAAACCCUGUCUGCUCCCCCGGUCAUCCGCUUUAUUGAGCCCGACAGCCCAGCUGAGAGGUGUGGGCUGCUGCAGGUUGGGGACAGACUUUUGUCCAUUAACGGGAUCCCGACUGAAGACGGCACUCUGGAGGAAGCCCACCAGCUGCUCAGAGACUCCGCUCUGGCCAAUAAGGUCACAGUGGAGAUUGAGUUUGAUGUUGCAGAGUCGGUGGUUCCCAGCAGCGGCACCUUCCACGUGAAGCUACCCAAGAGGAGAGAAGUGGAGCUGGGCAUCACCAUCAGUGCAAGUAAGAAACCCGGCAAGCCCCUCAUCAUCUCUGACAUCCGCAAAGGAAGCAUAGCACACAGAACAGGCACUCUGGAGCCCGGGGACCGGCUGCUGGCCAUCGACAGCGUGCGUCUGGAGAACUGCUCCAUGGAGGACGCCAUGCAUGUCCUGCAGCAGGCCGAGGACAUGGUCAAGCUCCGAAUCCAGAAAGACGAGGACAACAUCGAUGAGUUGGAGAUGUCGGGCUCCAUAAUCUACACCGUUGAGCUGAAGCGGUAUAACGGACCACUGGGCAUCACCAUCUCUGGCACAGAGGAGCCCUUUGACCCCAUCGUCAUUUCUGGCCUCACCAAGAAAGGCCUGGCAGAGAGGACCGGGGCCAUCCACAUAGGGGACCGAGUCCUGGCCAUCAACGGGGUCAGUCUGAAAGGAAAGCCACUGAGCGAAGCCAUCCAUCUCUUGCAGGUGGCCGGGGAGUCCGUCACCCUCAAGAUAAAGAAACAAGCAGACCCGUCUGACGGCCAGCGGCCUGCAGACAGAGAAGCAGGGUUUUUAAGUGACCCAGAGGAUGACCUCACCGACUCCCAGAAGAUCAGUAAACACUCGGAGGUCUACUCGGCCACUCUGCCCAGCAUAGACUCUGCGAUGAGCUCCUGGGAUAGCUCGGGGUUUGACGCAGGCUACAGUAGUCAAGGGACGUAUCAUCACAAAGCGUCCGAUAUAUUGCUCAAUCCGCACGAGUGGCGACGCACAAAACACAGGAGUCACACCAGUUCCGGCUCUGCAGGUCUAGUCCACCACGCAGCGCUGUAUGACGGGAGAUUCACUGAGGAUGAGUGGGACAAGAUACCCGGAUUCGUCAGCCCCCCUCGUUGCCAGGAGAACAGCUUCUGGUCCCAGGCUCUGCAGGACCUCGAGACCUGCGGCCAGUCGGAGAUUCUCAGGGAGCUGGAGGCGUCCAUGACGGGUAGCGCUCUCAGUCUGUACCUCGAGGAAACAAAGACCAAUGACGACUCAAUGUUUCAGUCUGAGAUCAGUCCCAUUAAGAGGGAGGGAAUGCACGGAGAGUUUAACAGCAAAAGCAACCUGAACAUGUCGACUGGAGGCAGAGACGUACCGUCCCGGGGCCGAGGGGACACCUCUGAUGUCUUGUCCCCUACCACUCUGGCACUGCACAAGGUGACUAUGAGGAAGGACAUUGAGAGCCAUGACUUUGGGUUCAGUGUAUCCGACGGGCUCCUGGAGAAAGGGGUUUACGUCAACAUGAUCCGCCCCGAUGGCCCCGCCGACCAGGCCGGGUUAACACCUUUCGACCGCAUUCUCCAGGUGAACCGUGUCAGGACCAGGGACUUGGACUGUUGUCUAACCGUGCCCCUAAUUAUAGAGGCAGGAGACGUCCUGGACUUGGUCAUUAGCAGGAAUCCACUGGCAGUAGCAGACUCCGUGCUGCCAGACGACUGUGACGACCCCUUCAACUCACUGUUCUGCUUUCCGGAGCACAGGACCAACAGCAUCGCCCUGUGACCCCCACUAACACAGACGCUAGCCCUUUUGAAGCACUUGGACCACUCUCUCUCACGCACGCGCGCGCACACACACACACACACACACACGGGGUUAUGUUUGUCACACUCACGCAGAGCAUCCUCACAGAAACGGCUACAAAGUGCAUGUGCUCACCGCUGCCGGUUUUAGUCACUGUGCUCACAUGAUGCAGUUCAGAGGAGGCUCUGGCUUCAGGGCAGCCCCCCCCCCUCCCUCUCCAGAGGCAAAGCCACAUUUGGGUUAUAUAACAGGAAGAAUCAUAGCUUCUGCCUGAGCCAGGAUGUCAACGCUCACGCCUCAAACGCUGCACACACACACACACACACAUGCACGUACUGCAUAAAUGUACCAUCUUUUGCUUUUAUGAGCUUGAUGCUCACAUUGCAAAGAACUUUCUUUUUUUUGCUGCACACAGCUGCACAUGCAAUUAUUUUCAUGUAUAUAUAAAACACACACCCGUAUCUACACACACAGGGUGUUGGUGGACUCAAGGUCCAGGGCACAUUGGGCUUAUUUGCAUUAUUUCAGCCACGACUUGGCUCACUGCCCUCGUUUCCAGUCUCUCCUCCACACUGCUGCCCGCCCCAGAGAGCGGACAGUGCCUCCAAAUAGACAGAAUGCUCUCUGCUACUUUCCAAAUAUUCAUUAGCUGUGUUUUAAAGCCAUUAAUGGCUUAAUACCAGGAAUGCUUGUGAAGACACUCUACCCUUUCUGUUUUUAAAGCGGGCGUCCCUUCACGGGUCAAUAGUUCCAGAGAUAUGUUGCAUUUUUGUUUUUUUGUUCCUGUCGGUUCAGUUUCACUUUCUGCAUUUGCACUUGACACACACUUUUUUUUGUCACAGUUCAUAACUCACUUUUUUUUCCACGUUGCAGUGUUUUUAUCUGCAUCUCUUUGUGGCAUUACACCGGAAUGGCUUAUGUGUUGGUAAGUGAAUUGCAUCCUUAACCAGAGGAGGAUUAAAUGCCUUUUCAAUGUUCCGUGGUGAAUGAUUUUGUUGUUUUCACUCCGUAUCUGUCUCUGGAUUGAUGUUCCUCUCUGGAGUAGCUGUUUUUCCCCCACCGGUAUCACGUAGCAUGCAUAGGAUUUGUCCUCGGAAAGUAGCUCUUCCUCAGAACAAAACGGUACUGGGAGUAAUCUUUGUUUGCUCCGAUAGGAUCUUUGUGAGAGUGCCCCCCCCCCCCCCCUUUCUAUCAUGAUGUUGUGUUUUUAUAAAGCUUUUGUGUAUUAAAUCUGGCCUGCUGAUCCAGCUGCCUCUCUGGAAACAUAGAUGUGAGAUGGUUUCACUGUCCCGUUUAGAGCAGACUGAUUAAUCCUUGGGGCGGUAACCUUUUCUUUGUAUGUUUUAUAGUAAAUGUCAUGUUGGAAAAGCCUAUUUUGGCCUAUUUUUAAGGUUUUGUAUUAAUUUAUUGUCUUUAUUUAGCUGUAUCAUGGGUAUGCAGUGUUCUUUUUUUUAUUUACAGUAAAUGCACAUUCAGUGUUGUAUCUUCAUGUAAGCUGUGUGAUACUGAAUGUGGCCGCACAUUGUUUAGUUCAUUUCCACAUCUUCCCUGAAAAUGUCAGGAUUUCUUUCAAUGGAAUCUGAAAGUUAUUGGACAUGAUUUUAUUUUUGUUAUUUAAUUUAUUAUAAACUAAAAUUUAUAAUUUCUUUUUAUGAGAAUAAAGUUCAUGAAACCAGUUGAUUAGGCUUUCAAAGCA